CUAGAAUCGGACGGGGAGAAAGACCAGAAGCCUGAGCAGGAAGUGAAGAGUAAAGAUACCAACAGCAAUAGUGGCAGCCUACCCGAAAAUGGAAAUAAAGCUGCAGUACUAGUUCCUGGCGCGCAAGGUAUUAAAUCACAAGAAGGUUCUAGCACUAACGUCCUGGUGGAGAAUUUGAACCAUGCUGACGCAGUAGAUCCAACAGCGCAAGCAGCAGCGGAGGAGAUCGCCGAUGCUAGGGCAGAAGUGUCGCAGCUUUCAACUAUCCCAGUAGGAGACGGCAUAGGCGACGCUGAUGGGCCUAGCGCCAGCGAAGCAACUCAAGAGACCGUGCAGAAUGAACAAGAAGAAAACCAUGACGCACCUGAGCAGAACAAUACCAAGAGGGAAGAUAACGAUCCUCUCAGUCUGUUUCACAACGAGCGGGAAGAAGCUUACAGAGGCACGUCAGCUAUGCAUCCGACCAACGCUAUAGAUGCGAUUAUGAACGAUUCCGUGUUUGAAAAUUCUGACGCUUCUCCGGAUACGAAGAAGAAAGCUGCCGGUGCGGCGCACGUUGUGAAAGUUGGUGAACAACAACACGCAUCCUCUACGUCUUUUGCCAGUCGCCUCAAAGCUGGCGCUGGUGCCGUAAAGACUCGACUCUUCGCACCUAAGUCUUCAAAAGGCACCAGUGCGGAGCUGCCUCCGUCUGCUGACACCAAUGAUGCUGUCAAUACCGCGUCAGUUGUUGUGAAUAUAAUUUUGCCUCAUUCUACUUCUGCUUCAACAGCACUUCCUUCUACGACGACAUCUAAAAAACCACACGACAAACCUGCUAUCCUCGAACAGCUGCGUGACUCUGGUGCCAUUGCAGAAACUAGGAUAGCGAAUGCUGAGGAUGAUCAUGAGGUUGUCUGGGGCCCUCAUGGUGGAGGACCUCCAGGUCAAGAAGAGGAUAACGAUAAACCUAGUUGUAUCUUCAGGGAAAUAUUUGCUGUAGAAGAAGACGACCACUACAUCUACAACACAAAUGCAGAACCAAGAAUACAACACGCAAAUAAUCCUUCUAGUAAUCUUCAGCUUCAGCACGCUCCUAAGGGCAAAACAGGAGGAGCUGGAGCAUCUUCAUCCUCAUCAAGUACAACAACCUCUUUUGCCACACGUCGGCAACUUUUGAAAGACGCGCUGAAGCGACGCGCCAAUGCCUGGAAAACUAGCUAUCAAAAACUAGAUCAGAAGUUUGGUUCUACCAGUAACAGGGAUCAUAGAGACCACGCAAUGGCAGUUGAUAGAGGAACUCCAUCUUCUAAAUUACAACUACCUGCUACUUGUUCUACUUCUACUAUAAAAACAAGUACAAGUUGUACAACGUCAACGAAUACCACUUCCGUGCCAGGCGAAGAAGCUUUUCUGCGUCGUGCACCGUUGACUCGUGCGCCAGCGUUGGUUGGUAAGGUCUUUUUGGAAGAUUUAGGGAAUAAAAUAGGAAGCAAAAUAUCUAACACGAGGAACAAGAUCAUGAAUGGCGUAACUGGAAAUGGAGCAAACGGAUCCAUAUUGACGAGGAAUGCACCUCCGGCAUCCUCUUCAUCCAGCAUGCUUCAAAAUGUAGUGCCGCCGUGGAAAACCCUGAAAGGGAAAAAAUACAGUAAAAUGACGACGAUACCUGACGAAGGGAUAGAAGAAGAGCCGAGUAAUCAUGGUCACCAUACGAAAAGCAAAAAUACUUCAUCUUCUGCGUCGCACCAUCCUUCUUUCCUUUCUUCUCUCUCUUCUGCAAUAGAAGGCGAAAACGACUCCUCGGAUUCAACUACUACAACUUCAUCUGCAAACGAGAACAGUAAUAAAGCAGAAGAUGUGCUAAGAAACAACAGGAGUCCACGACGUAGACGCUUCUUUCGCCGCAAUCGAGAUGCAACUCUGGUACCUGAAUUCCCGUCAGCAGAUUUUUUCAACGUAGCAGAAGGGAAUCGAAGGAGGAAACAAAUCGUGAGCAUGAGGAGUAAAAAUUCCACCAUGGGGACGAGUGGAUCUUCUAAUUCGUCUUGCAACACGACGAAUGUUAGGGCAGGUGGCCACAGCAGUAACAAGAUGCAGAAGAAGAUGAACAAUAUCAACGACCACUACGAUGGAAAUGAAAUCAGUGGAAAUGGAAAAUCUCUCAUCUCUGCCGAACGCAAUUUCACCCUCACACAAGCUCUACAUACAGUUGAUUUCUGGGUGUUUGCUACUACAAAUGGCGUCAGCGGUGGUUGUCUGGCUUCCGUUUUCAUCCAUUUAGAUUCGAUCUUCUAUCCCUUCCGCGAUUCCCUCUCGGCUUUCUACGCGACGAUGUCCCUGUCUGCGAGCAUAGCUGCAGUCCUUGCAGCCUACAGCAAUGAUCGAGGCGUCUUCUCCUUCCAGGCUCUCUGCCUCUUUCACAAUGGGUUCAUGACGCUGGCUUACUUUGGGAUGACAUUAUUGCUGAAGAUGUAUUUUGACGACAUAGAUUUGGAUUUGGAGGGCAACGCCAAUGUACCAGUCCGUCCUCCAUCAGCGGGAGAGAACCAGAGCAAGAAUAUGCACCUCUCGCGAGAACGACAUCAUCACAUUGCCAACGACUUGAUCUUAGAGAAGGAAGCACAUGGUCCUACCGCUGUCACGACUACUACUGAGAAUACAACAUCUCUCUCUCCCGACCUUCAGACCCUCAUGCUUUGUGUGAUCGCGAUUUUGCUUGGUACCAGUGCUGGUCUGACCAUGAUCAUUCAGGGAGCGUCGUAUGCCACUGCGUUUGGCAGAGAACAUAAUGGGAACAUCAGCGCAGUGGCGAAAUCAUUGAUGGUUUUGCAUUCAGCUUUGUUUCCCUCUAUUCUGAGUUGGCUCCACGAUUACUUUGAAAAGAACUACGUCUACGCACUGUCGUGUGUGGCGAUUUACCCUAUUUUCGCAUUUGGGGGAAGCUUGUAUGCUUUGCUGGUGAGGGAGGGGUGAAAGAUUGAGUAUGAGAAGGGUGAUCGCGAUAGAACUGUUCCUGAGAGAAGAAAAGCCUUUUCCUUUGUCUGGAUAGGUUCAGAUGUCAGCAGUCAAUACUGCUCGCCCAUAUAAUCGCAGACUGCCAGACAAUGAGGCAAGGCACCUCUACGUUCUCUGUUGCUCACAAUAUGAUGAAGCAACACGAAUACUCCUCACCCUCUGAAGGG
Messenger RNA from Amoebophrya sp. A25, 3164 nucleotides. NCBI's taxonomy places the organism in Eukaryota, Dinophyceae, Syndiniales, Amoebophryaceae. The record is from the annotation of a GenBank genome assembly.